CAUGAACAAACAGCUCUUUGUUAACUGAAGUCAGUCCACCUGUCGCCUGCAGGCAUUGUGGGCUGUCUUUCGCACACUCUUAUUCAAGUUCUCUUUCACUUUGUUGGAGUACUCCAACAGCGGAUAUCAAGCAGAGUGAUAUCAAGAUGAGGACCAUUUCCCUGCUUCUGUUGGUUGCCUUAACAGCCCUGCCAGAGUCUCACUGUAGCAACAGAAGGCGUUCCAAACGGGAGCUUUUGGUGCGUUCCAAAAGAAGGUGGGUUUUGUCUACAAUUGAAUUAAAAGAGGAAGACCCUGGACCAUUCCCCAAAGUCAUUUCUCGGAUGUUUAAUAACAUGUCGGGAAACAACCAUGAGUUCCGUAUAAGUGGAAUGGGUGUGGAUGAGGAUCCAAAGAAUGUGUUCAGCAUCAAUCCACAAAACGGGAAGGUUUCUGCUCAUAAACCUAUUGACAGAGAGGAAUACCAAAAACCUUUCCAUAUCAAGUUUGAAAUCUACGACAGCUUGACGAAAGAACCAUUGGACAAGGAACUGGCUUUUGAUAUAGAAAUAAAAGACAUCAAUGACAAUGCACCUACAUUUCUCAAACCUCGAAUGCAAGUAAAUGUGAAGGAAAAUAUAGAAGAAGGGUACUUACCAGUGCAGCUACAGGCCAUGGACAGAGAUCAGGCGAACACGUCUAACUCCAAAAUCACAAUCAGUCUGAUUAAACAAACACCAGAAGAGCCCAAGAUUGAUUUGAAACAGCUUGAUGGCAGAAUGGCCCAACUCAUCUAUGAAGGAUGUUUUGACUAUGAUAAAGUAAAGAAGUAUGAGGUUAUCGUUCAAGCACGUGAUCAUGGAGAAGUGCCCCUUUCCUCCACUGGUUUUGUCACUAUCAAUAUCAUGGACGGAAACACUCAUCAACCAACGUUCAAGGAGAGAAAGUACAAUGGGGUGGUAAAUGAAUCAGCCAUUCAAGAUGUGUUGAGAGUUGCGGUAGAGGACAAAGACACUCCUAAUACUCCUGCUUGGCGUGCGGAAUACUAUUUCAUUAAAGGGAAUGAGGAAGGAAACUAUGAAAUUAAAACUGACCCCAUCACUAAUGAGGGUAUUCUGAGGGUCAUAAAGGGCAAGGAUUAUGAAAAAACUAUUUUGACCAACCUGCAGAUUGGAGUAAGAAAUGAAGAACCCUUCAAGGUUUGUAAAGGUAAAUCAGCUCCUGGAGGAGACACACCUGAUUCAGUCGAGAUCUCAGUCAAAGUGAUUGAUGUCAAUGAUCCACCGGAGUUUAAGAACAGUCCAGCAGAUGUGUACCAGAAGGAAGAGGAAAAGCCAGGAAAGUUGCUGUUCACUCCAGUGGUUGAAGAUGCCGAAUCUGACAAAUUCAGGUUUGAAGUGUGUGAGGAUCCAGCUGGCUGGGUGAGCAUUGACAAGAAAACAGGAAAGGUCACAUCAGUUAAGAAGAUGGACAGAGAGUCUCCCUUUCUUAAUGGCACAAGCAUUUACAAAAUCCUCAUCUGUUCCAUAGACAAUGGUGAGCCUCCAGCCACAGGUACAGGCACCAUCCUGGUGCACUUGGGUGAUAUCAAUGACAAUAAGCCUCAGCUUGUAAACAAAGGUGUCAUUAUGUGUGGAAACAAGAAUAAUAAGGUCAAGGUGACUGCCAAGGAUGAUGACAUCCAUCCUUACAGUGGACCCUUCACCUUCUCCCUGGGGGGUAAUGACGAAACUCUGGAGAAACAAUGGAAACUAGAGCCUGCCUAUGGCAUGGAAGGUGGUCUUGUUAGCCGGAACCCACUUGCUUAUGGUAACUACUCUGUGCCCCUGGUGAUUUUGGACCAACAGAACAUGAUUGGACAGGAUACUUUGGAAGUGAUGGUGUGUGACUGUGAAGAGAAAGACGUUUGCCGUGGCAGAAAGCCGCUCUCAACCAGCCUUGGGGCACCUGGCAUUGGACUGAUCUUUGCAGGACUCCUCCUGUUUUUGUUACUGCUCCUCAUCUUUAUCUGUCAGUGUGGAAAGGAGGAGUUCAAGCACAUGCCCAUGGUGGAAGAGGGCAACCAGACACUCAUCAAGUACAACCAAGAAGGAGGGGGCUCCGAAUGCAAGACUGAGCCAACUGCUGCACCUACAAACAGUGUGGCUGUGACGGAUGGCAUAAGACAGGGCACCGUGAAGAUAGGUCAGAUGUCUUCAGUAAUGGCCCAGGACAUGGGUACAUACAACAGCUCAGGUUUCACCAUGAUGAACUCCAACAUGACCUCACUGGGCAUGCAGCAUCAAAGAGACACUCUCAAAAGCAACAGAGGACAGACCAGGUAUUCUACAUGGACUACAAACAGGACCAGCACCCACCAGGGUGGCUCAUCAAGGUACAGCCGCUCUAUCAGCAUGCGGUCAAAUCAACACAUUGCAGAUCACAUCGACAGGAGACUGUACAUGAUUGAGGGAAACCAUGUAGACCACCCAGAGUACAAACCCCAUGAGUAUGCCUACGAGGGACAGGGCAGCAAAUGCCAGUCAUUGGAUGAGCUGUCACUGAGCAACAUGGGAGAUGAUUUGAACUUUCUGAAUCAUCUGGAGCCAAAGUUCAAUACCUUGGGAGGCAUAUGUCACCAGACAAUUCAAGAUAAAAACAUACAGCUUUAAAGGGAACCGCUGGACUGGGAUUUUUAUAUCAACCAAGUUGGUCUUCGCUCCUAUAGUUUGAGGUUGUGAUUACGGACUGAUUUAACUGGAUCUUUGUAAAAAGGGAUGUACCGUCGCGUUUGGAUUUUGUGCUUAAACUUCUCACAUAAACUGGCUCACACAUUUUUAUAGCCAGAUAUUGUUCUAUAUUGGUAUUUAUCCACAAAACAAGGAUUAUGUAGUAGAGGCUGUUGUUUGCUUGCUUCAGGAUGGAAUUAACGCAUUGUGCAAACUUUUAUGCUCUAGAGACUUUGAAAUGUUCUGUUUUUAUAGUGACUGGGUGCGUUUGCUUUUUUACUUUAGGAGUGAUUUCUGUGGAAAUAUUUCUUAACGUCACUUUUCUAGUGGUUUUCUUUUGUAAAAAAUCCUGGAUAAAGAUCAGCAGAAAUCUGCCUGGUUGAAACUAUUAUUGUUUAACAGUAGCUAAGGAGUAGUAUUGUUCCUACUAAAUGGAGGUACUGUAACUGUUGUUUUUAAUGAUCUAGUGAUACAGUGGUGUGUAAUUGACACUGUCUGUAUGACUAUAUUUCAGCAUUUGCUGUCUUGAACAAGCAUUAUUUUAGAAAACAAAUUGAAAUGUAGGAUUUGGGGUGAUUAUUUUUUUACCUGGAGAGAGGGAAUACGUGUUCAAUUAUUGAAGCAAUUGCAAUAAAAUCAUACCAUACUA
Dicentrarchus labrax (European seabass) is the source of this 3336-nucleotide messenger RNA. RefSeq names its product cadherin 26, tandem duplicate 1 (gene cdh26.1). Gene Ontology annotation, molecular function: calcium ion binding; cadherin binding. Gene Ontology annotation, cellular component: catenin complex; plasma membrane; adherens junction. The record is from RefSeq and is a predicted model, not a curated record. NCBI's taxonomy places the organism in Eukaryota, Metazoa, Chordata, Actinopteri, Moronidae. Gene Ontology annotation, biological process: calcium-dependent cell-cell adhesion; homophilic cell-cell adhesion; multicellular organism development. The coding region runs from base 147 to 2630 and encodes 827 amino acids. The transcript is spliced from 19 exons.